Fusarium proliferatum ET1 is the source of this 2307-nucleotide messenger RNA. RefSeq lists its product as uncharacterized. The transcript is spliced from 4 exons. The record is from RefSeq and is a predicted model, not a curated record. Gene Ontology annotation, molecular function: polygalacturonase activity. The coding region runs from base 1 to 2307 and encodes 768 amino acids. Lineage: Eukaryota; Fungi; Ascomycota; Sordariomycetes; Hypocreales; Nectriaceae.
AUGAAGUUCCUCCUCCUUUUCCUAUUCACCCUUUUGGGAAGUGCCGAAGCGAGGUACUGGCUGGAGGACAUUGAGCACCGUGGGAGUGCUCCCUAUUAUCCUGACAAGCUUUACCCUGUGUUCCGUAACGUGAAAGACUUUGGCGCUGUUGGCGAUGGAGUUGCGGACGACACGGCCGCUAUAAAUGCAGCAAUCAGUGAAGGUGUUCGAUGUAUUCCUGGUGUGUGCAAAGGAAGCACUAUUUCACCCGCGACUGUCUAUAUCCCAGCCGGAACAUAUCUCAUCAGCAACUCCCUCAUUGAUUUGUACUAUACGCAAAUCAUUGGUGACCCCACAAACCGACCUGUCAUCAAAGCAUCCGCCUCCUUUUCUAAGCAAAGCUUCGGAUUAAUCGAUGGAAACCCCUAUCUGUCUACUGGUUCCCUCGCAUGGAACUCAACAAACGUCUUUUUUCGCCAAAUUCGUAAUCUGGUUUUGGAUACAACUGCCCUUCCCCCAGACUUUCCUGCUGUGGGUAUACACUGGCCGUCAUCUCAGGCAACAGCCAUCACCAACUGUGUGUUCCAACUGUCGACCGUUCCUGGAAAUCAACACACAGGUCUCCUCAUUGAAGAAGGAUCAGGGGGGCUUCUCAAUGAUCUUUAUUUCUUUGGUGGGGGAAAUGCCACAGUUUUGGGUAAUCAGCAAUUUACAGCACGCAACCUCUGGUUCUCCAAUGCCGAUGUCGCGAUAUGGAUGACCUGGGACUGGGGGUGGACUUUCAAGAGUACAGUGUUUAAGAACUGUCGAGUGGGCAUCAAGAUGGACGAUUCAUCGUUCGGUGUUGGCUCUAUCACGAUUCUUGACAGUUGGUUUGAGAAUGUUGAUGUGGCUAUCGCUACAACACGCAACAGCUCACAGAGUAUCAGCAGCGCAGCUUCUUUGGCGAUGGAAAACGUCAAAUUUCAGAAUGUGAACAGCGUUCUCAUGGGCCCCGAAGGUACUGAUCUGGCACGCUCUGCUAUAGCACCAGUAGACAGCGCUGUUUUCCUGAUGGGGCACUACGCGAACAUGGAGGGCACAUUCGAUGCGAUGGCCCUUUAUCCGCUUCCUUUCACUCGGAGUCAAAAUCUCCUUGAUCGCAAUAUCUACUACGAGCGAUCAAAGCCUCAGUACGAGCAAGUUCCAGGCAGUUACUUCAUCUCAGCAAAAGCAAAUGGUGCAUACGGUGAUGCAUCGCAUGAUGAUACUCAGGCACUUAAUGCCUUAUUCCAGUACACGGCGGCAAAAGGGCUCAUCGCAUAUCUUGACGCAGGAUACUAUAUGGUUUCAGACACUGUACACAUCCCACCGAAUGCCAGAAUUGUGGGUGAAGCCUUGGCAUCAAUCAUCAUGGGGACAGGGCCCAACUUUGGGGACUUGAGCAAACCUCGACCUGUCGUCCAAGUCGGUCGCCCUGGUGAUGUUGGCCAGAUAGAGUGGUCAGAUACAAUUGUAUCAACCCGUGGGCCAACAGCAGGUGCCAUCCUAAUUCAGUAUAAUUUGUUUGCUCCUGGAGCCCCCUCAGGCAUGUGGGAUGUACACACUCGAAUUGGAGGUUUUGCUGGGACCUAUCUUCAAGUUCCAGACUGCCCUGCGAUCAAAGGGACAAACGCGGUCAACCCGAGAUGUCUGGCAGCUUACAUGAGCUUCCACGUAACGGCUUUCGCUGGGGGUCUAUUCACAGAAAAUUGCUGGUUUUGGGUCGCAGACCACGAUCUUGAGGAUCAAAAAUACCAACGUGUUUCUAUCUUUGCAGGAAGAGGAGUUCUUGUGGAGGCACAGAGAGGCCGCAUCUGGCUCAGUGCGUCUGGUUCAGAACACCAUGUUCUGUAUCAAUAUCAGCUCGCCAACACCAGAGACGUUUACAUUGGCCACGCACAGACAGAGCAGGCUUACUUUCAACCCAUACCCGUGGCUCAAUACCCAUUCCCUCUUGUGCCAGCACUGAACGAUCCAAACUUUCAGCAAGACUGCCAGAACGACCCUGAUCCAGGAUGUAAUAUGGGAUGGGGCAUGAGGAUUCUCAACUCCAGCAAUGUUGCCGUAUAUGGGGCAGGGUUGUAUUCAUUUUUCACGAACUAUAACGAUACCUGUGCUAGCAACAAAUCUCCAGGAUUCUGCCAAGCAAGAACUUUGAGCAUUCAAGGCUUGAGCCCUGGAACGAGGUUUCUAGGAUUGACUACAGUGGGCACUAGGAUCAUGGUGCAUCGAGAUGGGAUGGAUUUGGCUCCGGCUAGUGACAACAACAGCACAUUUGCAGACACUUUGGCUUUGUAUGUAUCAUGA